UGUGCGAGCGUGUGUGGCUGGGGGAAGCCAUUGCCUGUUUAAUAGUUGCUGUUGCUGCACUUCCGCUUCUCUCCCAGCGAGAGAGAGACACGAGUGGCCAGGCCCAGCCGCAGCCGCAGCAGCAGCCGCCGCGGCGGCACGGAGCAGCCAGACACAAAGAGAGGUACGGGGAUCCCCCCCGCCGCCAGCCGCCCCCCGGCCGCGCCGCCGGGCCUUGGGGACACUCCUCGCCGCCGGGGGCUGUUUGCGGGGUGGGGUGGGGGGUUCGCUAUGUCGGAUGACGAUUCGAGGGCCAGCACCAGCUCCUCCUCAUCAUCGUCCUCCAACCAGCAAACCGAGAAAGAAACAAACACCCCCAAGAAGAAGGAGAGUAAAGUCAGCAUGAGCAAAAACUCCAAACUCCUCUCCACCAGCGCCAAGAGGAUUCAGAAGGAGCUGGCGGACAUCACUUUAGACCCUCCACCCAACUGCAGCGCUGGUCCCAAAGGCGAUAACAUCUAUGAAUGGAGAUCAACCAUCCUAGGGCCUCCAGGGUCCGUGUAUGAGGGUGGUGUAUUCUUCCUUGAUAUCACUUUCACACCAGAAUAUCCCUUCAAGCCUCCAAAGGUUACAUUUCGGACAAGAAUCUAUCACUGUAAUAUUAACAGUCAAGGAGUUAUUUGCUUGGACAUAUUGAAAGAUAACUGGAGUCCAGCACUAACCAUUUCUAAAGUCCUUCUUUCUAUCUGCUCACUUCUUACAGACUGUAAUCCUGCCGACCCCUUGGUGGGAAGUAUUGCCACUCAGUAUAUGACCAACAGAGCAGAACAUGACAGAAUGGCCAGACAGUGGACCAAGAGAUACGCUACAUAAACUGGGUUGUCACAAUUCUCUACAUUCUUUGUCUGUCACAGAGAGAGCUGCUUAUGAUUUUGAAGGGGUGGGGGAGGGUGGGCGUUGGUGAAGAGUAGGGUAUUUCUAUAACAGAUAUUAUUCAGUCUUAUUUCCUAAGAUUUUGUUGUAACUUAAGGUAUCUUGCUACAGUAGACAGAAUUGGUAAUAGCAACUUUUAAAACCGUCAUUAGUUCUGCAGUAUGAGCUGAAAUGCAGUACAGAGAAGAAUAGACGUUUGGGUUCAGUUGCUUGUAGUCUGUAAAUCUGAAACAGCUUAAUUUGUACAGGUUACACACCUGGCCAUUUAUGUAAAGUCCUUCCAAGACUACAGUCUUUUGUUUUAAAAAAUUGGAAUUUGUUUUCCCUUCUUGGAGGGGAACAGUGAUAUUUAACAGCUUUUAGAGACUGUCAUCUCAUAUAUACAAUGGAACAUGGCUAUAAGACACCAUAUAGGAAAUAUGAGUAGUUAUGUACUUUAUUUUAUAUGCCAGUCUACUUUCUUGUGAAAAGACAGAGGUUGAAUCAGGACUUGUGAAAACCUGUAGUAAAAUACCUUAAGCUGUUAACUGUAAGGCGUGGAAUAGGAGUUGCUCAGUGGAUUGGUUCUAUGUUGUGGACUGCCUAAGUCUGCAUUUGUUACUGUGCUAAUAAACAAUAUUAAA
This is a messenger RNA of Globicephala melas (long-finned pilot whale), 1535 nucleotides long. RefSeq names its product ubiquitin conjugating enzyme E2 E1 (gene UBE2E1). Gene Ontology annotation, molecular function: ubiquitin conjugating enzyme activity; ISG15 transferase activity. Gene Ontology annotation, biological process: ISG15-protein conjugation; protein K48-linked ubiquitination. Gene Ontology annotation, cellular component: nucleus. The record is from RefSeq and is a predicted model, not a curated record. Lineage: Eukaryota; Metazoa; Chordata; Mammalia; Artiodactyla; Delphinidae.